GUUAUAAAAUCAAAAAUAACUGUCGCAGUCAGUGCGGUAAUGUCGAAGACGAACGACGGUUCGACGGGGUGCCGAUACUGGCGCACAGUGAUGCCGAGGCCGAGUGUAUUUUUUCUUCUUCUUCUCGGUGUCUUGGUGAUUAUAUCUAACGGAAGUUACGGCGUACACGGAGCUAAGAAUGUGCGCCAGGACGAACCUAGUGUUACGCGCAGUGGAAAGACUUCUUCAUCACCAACAGGAUCAUCAUCAUCAUCAUCAUCACCAGGACAUCAUCAAAAAGAAGCUGAACCGGUGAUAGAAGAGGUUACUACUAAACAGCUCGAACGUCUUCUUCAAGAGAAGGACUUUGUUGCUGUUUACUGGUAUGCAAGAAGUUGCGUUACGUGUGAUAAAGUUUUAGCUGAACUCGAAAAAAUAGACGAUGAUACCGACACAUUUGGAGUUGAUUUUGUAAAAAUUAAUGAUAAACGACUAGCUAAACAAUAUGGGAUCAAGAAUUUUCCAGCACUUACAUACUUCCGGGAAAAAGAACCAAUUAUUUAUGAGGGUGACCUGAUGGACGAAGAAGGUGUCUUAGAUUUCCUCACAAGUCUUGAAGCUAUGGAUUUGCCUGAUCGAAUUGAGGAAGUUAAUGCAAAAAUUCUCAGUAAAAUUGUUGAAGACACGGAAUUUGUAGCCGUAUUGUUUUGUCCAGAUUCGGAGCGGUGUGCUGGUGCUAGUUCUAACAAGCCAGACUGCAAAAAAUGUGCAAAAGCUCUAAUGGAAUUAGAGAAUAUCGAUGAUGAAGCUGAUCAGUUGGGUAUUGGUUUCGUUAAAAUUGCUGAUGAAGAACUUGCGGAGGAGUAUAAUUUGGGGCCGUUGCCGAAAUUAGUUUACUACCGUCAUCAGAUACCCAUUAUUUAUGAACACGAACUAAGCAAAGAAGAAGAUGUUUUAGAAUGGUUAGUAUCAAACAAGAGUACUGGUGACGAAGAAGAUGUAAUUGAAGACGUAACUGCUAAAACUCUCAAUACUUUGAUUGGAAAUAUGGACAAUCUUGUUGUUCUUUUCUAUGAUCAUGGGGAUGACGAUUCAAUGCAAGUGCUUGCAGAACUAGAAAAAAUAGAUGAUGAUUUAGAUAAACAUGGAAUUCAAUUUGUUAAAAUAGACGAUGUUAAAGCGGCUAAAGAUUUCGGAAUUGAUUCUGUUCCAGCAAUUGUUUAUUUUGAAAAACAAAUUCCAAAUGUUUAUGAUGGCGAUGUUGAGAAUGAAGAUGAAAUACUUGAGUGGUUGUUGUCUCAAUUAGAAAAAGAUGAAAUCGAAGAUGUUACCGAUGAAAUGCUUGAUCGUUUGGUAAAAGAAGGAAAGACUAUUGCUGUACUGUUUUACGACAAUAACGACCGUAAAUCUCAAAGAGUUUUAAAUGAAUUAGAAAAUAUUGAUGAUGAGUGUGAUCAACUUGGCGUUGUUUUUGUAAAAAUUGACAACGCUGAAGAAGCUAAAGAGUACGGAAUCGAUAAAAUGCCAGCGUUGAUUUACUUUGAGAAAGGUAUUCCAACUAUAUAUGAGGGUAAUCUUGAAGACGAGCAAAAAGUUCUAAAAUGGCUAGAUGAUCAACAAGCGUCCGAUCAAAUUGAAGACAUUACUGAUGAAAUGCUUGAUAUGGUCAUUGAAAAAAUGCCACAUGUUGCUGUUUUAUUUUAUGACAAAGAUCAGAAGAAAAGUCAAAAAGUAUUAGCUGAAUUGGAGAACAUUGACGAUGAUUGUGAUCAGCACGACAUUGCAUUUGUUAAAAUAGAUGACGACGAAGAAGCUAAAGAGUAUGGUCUUGACAACCUCCCUGUUCUUGUUCUAUUCGAGAAAGGAAUACCGCAUAUCUAUGACGGUGACCUGAUGAACGAAGAUCAACUUCUUGGCUGGCUACUGCACCAAAAAAAACACCGUGAAAUUCCCGAAGUGACUGAUGAAAUGAUGGAGAAGCUGAUUGAGAAACAACCCUUCCUCGCCGUAUUAUUUUAUGAAAAAGACGACAAGCAGAACAUAAGGAUUUUAAAUGAACUGGAGAAUAUCGAUGACGAUCUCGAAAAAGAAGAUAUCGUUAUGAUUCGUAUUGACAAUGCAGCCGAAGCCAAAGACUAUGGUAUCGAUCAUCUUCCCACUUUGGUAUAUUUCGAAGACAAAAUUCCUGCCAUCUACGAAGGUGAUCUACUCAAUGAAGAUGAGGUGCUUCAAUGGUUAGUCGAGCAAAAAAAAACUGCCACUAUCGAAGAAGUUACUGAUGAAAUCCUGUCUGGGCUCAUAGAUGAACAUGAAUACGUCGUUGUUUAUUUCACUGGUAAUUGCGAUGAAGGUGAUGAAUGUGAAACUGUUUUAAAAGAAUUAGAAAACAUUGAUGAUGAACUCGAUGAAACAGGCAUCAUUUUUGUGACAACUGAAGAUACAGGAAUAGCUAAAAAACAUAAUAUUAAAAAAUUACCAGCAUUAGCUUUCUUCAGAAAUAAAGAACCAUUAAUUUAUGAAGGUGAUGUUGAAGAUGAAGAUGAAGUACUUUCGUGGCUUACUGAUGAAAAUACACUUGAGAUACCUGGUAAAAUAGAAGAAGUCAAUAUUAAAAUGUUGGAAAAUAUUCUCGAAGAAAAUGAUCACGUUGUUGUCUUCUUUUAUAAAGAGGGUGACAAAAAAAGUCAGAAAAUUCUCCAAGAGCUUGAAAAUAUUGAUGACGAAUGCGAAGAAGAAGAUAUUGAUUUUGUUAAAAUUUCUGAUGAUAAUAUCGAAAAAGAAUACGAUCUUCCUGGAUUACCAGCACUUGCUUUUUAUCGUCAUAAAUUCCGGCAAAUUUACACUGGAGAUAUGAUGCAUGAAGAGUCUAUUCUUGAAUGGAUUUUACAACUUCGUCAUUCUACACCAGAUGUUAUUGAAAGUGUUGAUCGUAAAACACUCCAAGUUUUAAUCAAUGAUGUUGAGCAUCUAGCAGUCUUAUUUUAUGAUGAUGACGAAAAAAAAUGUAGUACGUGUCAUCAAAUAUUAGAAGAACUUGAGACAAUUGACGAUGAUACUGAUAAAUAUGGAAUUCAAUUUGUCAAAUCAAAAGACGCUAAAUUAGCUGCUGAAAUUGGAAUUUUCUCAUUUCCUGCUCUUGUUUAUUACGAAACUGGAGUUCCUAUUAUGUAUGACGGUAAUAUUUUGGAUGAAUCGGAAGUGUUAGAGUGGAUGGUAAAGCAAAGAAAUGACGCAAGUAUUGAAAAAAUAGAUCGUGAACAAUUGACGAAAUAUAUUGAAACCAAAGAAUUUUUAGCGGUUGUAUUUUAUAAAGAAGAAGACCCUGAGAGUCCUCGUGUAUUGAGACACAUUGAACUGAUAGAUGACGAAGCUUCUGAGUAUGGAAUAAAAAUAGUUCAAAUGGGUGAUCGUUUGAUGGCUAAGAAAUAUGGAUACAGAAACCCUCCUGGUAUUACUUACUUUCGCAAAGGAAAGUACAUUAAUUACGAUGGGGAUAUUGACGAUGAAGAAGAAAUACUUGAUUGGUUGACAAAUCCAGAGAACAUGGAACUAACGGAUCAUAUCGAACGAAUAAAUAAAAAAAUGUUCCAUAAAAUCCGACAAGCAUCUGAUUACGUAGCAGUAUUUUUUUACAGCAAAGAUUGCAAACAAUGCAGUAAGGUACUGAGUGAAAUAGAACACAUUGACGAUGAAGCGGAUCAUGCUGGAAUUAAUUUUGUUAAAAUUGACGAUAAACAAUUAGCUAAAGAAUAUGGAGUAUUUGCAUUACCUGCAAUAUUAUUCUUUAGAAUGGGAUCUAAGGAACCGGUUAUUUAUGCAGGUGACUUAUAUGAUGAAAAUGCAAUUCUCCAAUGGUUAAUGACACAAAAAGAUCCAUCUGGAGAAAUGAUAGAAGCAUUGGAAGGUGAAGAUCUUCUUCAUCUUAUCCGCGAAUCUUCAUCACUAGCCGUAUACUUCUGGAACAGAACGCUUUGUGACAUGUGCCAAUCCAAAACGUUCCGCAAGCAGAUGCGGCACAAACAUCACCAGGAGGUCAAGACUACUGAACAAGCCGAAGUACCAGAAGAAGCUGAUGACAGUGACGAUUGCGAGCAGUGCGCUGGAAUACUUGAAGAAUUGGAAAAUAUCGACGAUGAUUGUGAUCGACAUGGUAUUACUUUUGUUAAAACUCAAGACUAUAAAAUUGCUGAAGACUAUGGAGUAACAGAUUUUCCAGUAUUAGUUUACUUUGAAUCUCAAACACCUAGUGUAUUUGAAGGAGAUCUAGCUGAAGAAGAAGAAGUUCUGCAAUGGCUCAUUACACAACGAACUGAAGACAGAAUUGAAUUGAUAACUCGAGUAAUGUUAGAGGCUUCUGUUGAAGAUACUCAGUAUCUAGCAGUAUAUUUCUGUAAUAUUAAUUGUUUCUGUUUAGACAAAUUAAAUUGUCAUAUUUGUGAUGAAAUCUUGGAAGGACUGGAACGAAUAGAUGAUGAGUGCGAUGUUUUUGGUAUUCAAAUGGUUAAAAUUCAUGACCCUCAAUUGGCUAAAAGAUACUCAAUUAGAACAUUUCCAGCGUUAGUCUAUUUCAGAAACGGCAAUCCAUUACUCUUUGAAGGUGAUUUACAAAGUGAAGAAUCUGUAUUGGAAUGGUUAAUUGAUGACGAUAAUCGCGAAUUAGCAGAUGAAAUCGAGUCUGUUAAUGAGAGAAUGUUGGAGCGUUUAUUCGAUGAAUCACCUUUUCUAGCAGUUUUCUUCUGUAAGUGCACUGCAAUCGGUUAUGAAGCUGCAAUUCGAUUUUCAUUUAUAAAUGUUCAUAAUUCUCGAAACGAUGAAGAUUGUCCAGAAUGUGAUGAAAUAAUGGAAGCUUUGGAAAAAAUAGACGGUGAAGCUGAUCUUUUUGGUAUUGAUUUUGUAAAAAUAGCAAGUCCAGAAGCAGCUGAAAAAUACGGUAUCAUAAACUUACCAUCACUAACAUACUUCCGUAAAAAAACACCUAUCAUAUAUGAUGGUGAUCUUACUCAAGAAGAUAAAAUACUUGCUUGGUUAACAUCACAAGACAUGAACACCACCAUAAAGAAAGUGAAGAAGUAGAUAAAAAAUUAGAAACAAUCGAUGGAGAAACAGAUAAUCUAGAUAUAACGUUUGUGAAAAUGGCGGAUCCACGGUAUGCUAGAAAAUGGGGUGUAACUAAAUUACCAGCUAUUGUAUAUUUCCGUAAACGAUUUCCAAGUAUUUAUCGAGGUGAUCUUCAUAGAGAAGAUGAAGUACUUGAAUGGUUAAGGAAGAAUAGGUUCCGACAACCAGAAUUAAAUAUCUACAUGUACAUGCUAUUAGCAAUCACAAUUCUAUUUGCGUUAUACACGGGCUUUCUUUUGUCUUGUUUUCGAUCAGACCAAGCUCCUACUCCAGCAGCACAUCCAAAACAAGCGUGA
This is a messenger RNA of Cotesia congregata, 5393 nucleotides long. The record is from the annotation of a GenBank genome assembly. Lineage: Eukaryota; Metazoa; Arthropoda; Insecta; Hymenoptera; Braconidae.